GCUCUCUUAUUUGAUUUGGAGACAGAUCUACUGAAACAAUUAAGAUGGAGCAGACUUUCAUCAUGAUCAAGCCUGAUGGCGUCCAUCGCAACCUGAUUAGCGAGAUCAUCGGGCGCUUCAAAUGCAGCGGUUUCCACCUUAAAGGGUUGAAGGUUUUAAACGCGGAGCGAUCCAUCGCCGAAAAGCACUACGAGGAUUUGGCAGGAAAGCGAUACUUUCCCGCACUUGUGGGGGACAUCACCUCUGGCCCUGUGGUGGUGGUAGCCAUGGUUUGGGAGGGAGACAACGUUAUUGUGAAUUGUCGGAAGAUUAUUGGGGCUUCAGAUCCUUCGAAAUGGGAACCCGGAACUGUUCGGGCCGAUUAUGCAAUUGAAAUUGGGAGGAAUGUAAUCCACGGAAGCGAUUCAAUUGAGAGUGCGAGGAAGGAGAUCGCUCUGUGGUUUCCAGAAGGUUUGUUUGGUUGGAAGUGCAAUCUUUACUAGGAGUGCGGCACUGCUGUUGCUCUGUUCUCAAUAGUUUUUGCUUUUUU
Molecule: messenger RNA, 529 nt
Organism: Phalaenopsis equestris
Lineage: Eukaryota; Viridiplantae; Streptophyta; Magnoliopsida; Asparagales; Orchidaceae
Product: nucleoside diphosphate kinase 1-like
Exons: 4
Coding region: 45-482 (145 amino acids)
Biological process (GO): CTP biosynthetic process; UTP biosynthetic process; GTP biosynthetic process
Molecular function (GO): nucleoside diphosphate kinase activity
Source: RefSeq, a predicted model, not a curated record